Molecule: messenger RNA, 4700 nt
Organism: Vitrella brassicaformis
Lineage: Eukaryota; Vitrellaceae
Source: the annotation of a GenBank genome assembly
UCAGACAUUGAUCAAGACCUUGCUCGCCCAGAGGCUGUUACGGCGGGCCACCGCCGUCCGCUGCAGCAGCGGCGCGAACUGGUUGGCAGCCCCCACAUGCUGCGGAGCGGCCAUGGGCGCGGGCAUCGGCACCGGCAUGCUCACGGGAGCGUCGAUCGUCAUGCCGGGGAGUGGCUGGGUGCCGUCGUGCAAAAUGUCCAUCAUGUCCGUCAGGGGCGGCGGUGUGAGUGAGAAGGUGGCGGACUCCUGCAGCGUCGGCAUCACCACGGGCACCUGGGGCGCGUGUUGCAGCGAGGCGAGGGGGAGUCCGGUCUGUGGGUGCCUGGGCACGAAGCCGCCGUCGGGGUUGAAGACGGGAGGUGGGAUGGAUGGAGUGGUGUUGGUCGGGGGCAGCACGGGCAGCAUGUGGUCCAUCGGCGUCUGCUGCUGCUGCUGGUCGGUCACCACCCUGCCGCCACCGACGCCGCCCAUCAUCAGGGCCGGGAAGGCCUCCCGCCCCUCUGCGGCAUGGUCCUGUCUCGGCGAUGAGUGUUGCGAGCCCAUGGGCUCGUCGAAGGUGCCCAUGCCCAUACCCAUGCCGAUGGUCUGGAUGGGCUGGACCAUGACCGGCGAGGGCGAGGGAGUCGGCGUGAGUGUGGGUGCGGGUGUGGGGCAGUAGCCGAAGGGCGACGCGCAGGGGGUGGGGCAGCUGCCGGUGAAGCUGUCGGGGGGCGGGAUGAUGCUGGCAAGAGGUGUGUGGUUGAGCGUGUGGGUGCGCCACAGGUAGGUCAGCACGGCGCUGUGGGCGUCGUUGCGCACAAACUCGAGUAUGCCAAACGCUGAACGAUGCACAACACAUGCGUGUUGCCUUUCGUGUGUGUGUGUGUGUGUGUGUGUGCAGCUGACCGUUCCGGUCCGCUGCGAGGUUUCCCAGCAUCUCAACCGCGGGCCUGUCACUCGCAUGGAUCCAGCUCUUGGACAGGGCCACCUGGACGUGUCGCAGCGCCUCUUCGGGCUUGAUAGGCCAGAACAACGGGUGAGCAGACACCUGCACCAACACAUACCGCACCACACAGCACCGAUCGACCACGUUCCCCCCAUCCUCCCCUCCUCUGUAUCUGUGCGUGUCUAUCUAUCUGUGUACCUGCUGCAUGGUGGGUCGGCUGUUGGCGUCGUGGUGGAGGAGGGAUGCGACCAAAGUCUUGAACAGCGAUUGGGGAGGGCACGCACCGCCCACGAAGGCCGGCUCGUACUCCCAGCCGUUGUUGAGAGUGUCCAUCCUGUGAGCAUCACCCACACAACCACACGCACACAGACAUACACGUGCACACGAGCGGCUUCCUCCUUGUCCUUUGGCUCACUUGGGGCAGAUGGUCUGGGGAUUGGUGGUGUCGUUGCCGAAGGGAUGCUCGCCGCCGUUCACGAGGUAAUGCAGACACGCACCUACAGCCAGCCAUACACACACCAUACACACAAGGGACAGACAUCCAUUCUCUCCCUCUCCCUGAGUCACUCGCUACUGACCUGCAGACCACACAUCGGCCGUCUUGAAGAACUCUGCCGGCAGCUUGCCGUCAUAUUGCAGCACGAUCUCGGGUGGCGCGUGUCGGUGGGGGUCCGCGGCGUAUUCGGCCAGCUCAAACAGCAUCGUGCGCACCUCGGGCGCCAUCCAUCUGAUCAACGGGGACUGACGCAGCUGAACACACACCCACCCACACGCACACACACAUACACAGACAGAAAGAGAGAGAGCGGUUGGUGAGAGGACCUGCUGUGUUGUGUGUGUUGUGCAGGUUACGGCUUUGAUGGUAUUGAUGGCGAGCUCGAGUGCGCUGUGUCCGCCGCCCGUCUUAAGGGCCCUCACGGCCAUGUUGAGGACAACGAGAUUGCCAUCGAAUCCCAACUGAAACAAAGGCAGAGACAGGCAACACACACAAAGAAGGUGUCACUUGGCGAUGGGUAUUGUGCUGUGUCUGUGCCACCAAUUGAUACCCACUGGCUGACCGUGGGUAUGUUGUUGGUGACGCAGAGGCACUGGGGCGAGAGGGCCGUGUGGGCCCAGCCCUGCUCGUGCAGACCCGCCACCGACUCGACGAACCCGUUCAGCACACGCAACACUACACACACACACACACACACACAUGCAUCCCCAAUCUCUCUCUCUCUCUCUCUCUCUCCUGUCAGUGCCCCACGACUCACUCACCGUUGAUGCUGGCGCUCAGCCCACUUGUGCCCAUCCAGCCCUCCUGCAGCCCUCGGAGCAUCGCGUCGUUGCCCAGCAGCAGGUGGUCAAACCGCGCCGUGACGAUGUCCAGGACGGGUGCAGGCGGGCCCAUGGAGGCGUGUGGGUGUCCUCCGUUGAGCAGGCCCAUCCAGUGGACGCCCUGCAGCCCGCCCCACUGGAUGUGGGUGAGGCUGCCGCUGUGGGUAAUGGGUGUGGCUGUCUGGAAGAACGGGCUGGCGAGGUCUUGGUGGCAAUCGAUGACCCACUCGUAGGGCUGGUUGUGCUCCAGGGAGAAAUGCUGGCACACAAACACAGGUACACACGAAGGGAGGGAGAGAUACACCGAUUGCGAGCGGGCAUGCAGCCGCUUUCUCUCUCUCUCUCUCUCUCUGUCUUUCUCUCUGUGCGUGUGUGUGUGUGUGUUGUGUGGGGGUACCUGAAUCAUGACGGGCACGAUGAAUUGCCUGUUGCCGUUCACACGGCACUCCAUGUUGCCGCUGAACAGACUGCAGAAGAUGGGACUCUCGUAGACCUGACAGACACUACGCAACGGACACACGACACAGUGCAUGUGUGUACCUGUCCGGAUGUGUUGUGCGCAUGCAGUGUUGACAGCCCAACCCACCGGGAGAGGCGAGCUGGUGAUGCGCACCGUCCUCUUGCCGUCGAGCGCCACGGCCAUCGGGGCGGACGACCCGGGCCAGCCGCCCACACCCUGAGUGCCUCUGCCCGACACAUACGACCUGACACACACACACACACACACACACGUGUCCCUUCCUCCCUCCCUCCCUCCCUCUCUCUGUCUCUCUCCCACCACACCCACCUGUUGCUGCCGUUGGAUGCUGCGUGGUUUCUGCGGUCGCGAGGCACGGUGUGGUGGCUCCCUCCCAAUUCCAGCGACAGGAAUCUGUCGUCGUACACCACCGGCAGAAUCGCCUUCACCGCCGAGCGGUCAUGGACGUUGAUCUCUGCGCAGACGCAGCAAACAGAACGGUCGGUGUGGUCGAUGGCCGUGUCUGUCUGAGUGUGUGUUGUCGUGCUUGUUUACGCAGGUAGUCGUUGAGCUCAUCAGUUGAUGUCGUCGAACGGCGCUCGGCGUCGGAGUGGUCUGCGUAGAAUGCAGGUCAGGAUUGACGGAUGGAUUGAAAGAGCCAUCUGUGCGUUUUGCCGUGUGUGUGUGUGUGUGUGUGCUUACAGCAGGGGCAGCAGCCGGGCGGGCACUGGCCGGGCUCAUAGGGGCACGGGAUCUGCUUGUACACCUGACCCAAAUGCGCACACACAGAGGGAGAGAGACAACUGCCCGUGCGUGUAAUUGGGCCGGUGAGUCUGCCUGUGUGUCUGUGUGUCUGUGUGUGUGCGAGCGACAAGGGGGUGGUAGAACUGCUCCUCCUACAAAGACACAGACAGACCCACACACAACACAAGAGGAGAACAUGCACGUGUGUGUGGGUGGGUGGGUGUGUGUGUUCGUGCCCCCACGCCCACCGCACCCACCCGUGAGUGGCUGAAGUCACACUGGCGCCAUCUGCAGGCCCUUGCAGGCACACCAACACACAGACAGCAAUGUACAAGCCACUGUCUGCGCGUGUGUAUAUGCGUGUAUAUAGGCAAGCGAGUGGCUGGUUGGGUGGCGUACCUCUGGCAGCUUCUCUCCGUGAUGACGUCGACGUCAUACUGGUGGGACCUGCCAUCAUCGUCCUUCCUCCAGCGGGACUGCCGCGUGAUGGUGAUGUGGGGGCACAACUUCGGCUUGUAGGCAUACUAAUGAUGGAUGUAUCGAUAACACACACACACACACACAAACAAUCAUACCCACACACAGGUGAGUGAAUGCACUCGUUGGCCUGCUCACCUUGUGCUGGUGGUGCUGGUGGUGGCGUGGUGUGCGGUAGAAGUGCCGGUCCUGCUGUGCCGUGACUUCCGUCGGACGACGCAGCCAGUCCGGGCAGUGAGAGAACUUGCACCUGGAGCCGCACACACCACACAACACCACACAGCACAGCACGGUAGCUACGACUCUUGAUUGUGUCUCCCUCCUUUGUCGUGUGUGCGUGUUGGCUGCCUCUCUGCCCCUCCCUCCCUCCCUCCCUCCCUCCCUCUCUCCCCUCCAAUGCAGGUGCUCUCUGCUGCCUACCGGGCGCCGUAUUCGCAGACGUUCUUGUAGCAAAGGGCGCACUUGGCCAUGUGGUGCUCCUUGCAUAGGUUAGUGUUCCAAAUCUGCUUGAGGCUUUCGCCUGACGCACACACGCCACACAACACAGGUCAGCCAACGCACGCGAACACACACACACACACACACGCGAGACACAGCACACCUACCCCUCCCCUCCUCUCGCUUGUUGCCCUCUGUCCCCCUCUCUGUCUGUGUGCAGCAGCGUGUGUCUGACUCACAUGGCCAUCUGCGAAACUUGGACAGCUGCUCCUCUGUGAGCGUCGUGGAGCACCCACACCUCACACGAGGCGAGGUGCCCGGUUUCCACGUCGGUCCUCGCAU